AUGCAACAUAAACGUUCAAGAAGUACGAAAAAAACUUUAAGCGUAAAGGUCAAUUCGACCGAAACUGCAGCUCAAAAAGAAUCUCCAGAAAUAACUGAUGAUGAGGUGAAUGAAUCAAGCGAGAUGAGGUUAACAGUCGUAUCAAGAGCUACUAGAAGCUCAAAACAAACUCCCGAACCAGGAACAAGUAACAGUGAUACAAUCGAUAAUGAAAAGAAGCCCACUACAAUCCAACUUGUAACUAAAAAAUCAAAACGAAAACGGCAAGAGAUUGCGAUUGAUAAUCAAGAAAAGCGUGCAUCAAAGGCCAAAAGGACCACUAGAAGCAAAACCAAACCAGGUACUGAAGUCGAUGAUAUAAAAGAAGAGGAGCAGAUAAAACGGGAAGAGCAAGAGGUUUCGAUCUUUGAUGAUGAAGAACCAAAGAAAAAACGAAAGAAAAAUUUUUCUCCAAUUAAAAAAGGUGCUCGAUUAAUAAUAAAAUCCAAGAAUUAUCUUACUGAAACAUCUUCAUCAGAGGAAGACGAUAAGAAGAGUUCUUUGACUAAAAACGAGGAAACAAAUGAUGGAACCUCAUAUGAGAAUCUUGCGUCAGACAUUGAUUCACAAAUCGCUUCUGCCUCAAUCCAAAGAAGGUCGAGAAAGACGUUUGAAAAAUCUAAGAUGACCGAUGCGCAAGGUGCUCGUGUCUUCUUGAUCGACAAGAACAAGAAGAGCAAAGCAACAGCCGAAAAAGUCGAUCCCAAAAGCGAAGAUGAAGAAUCAAGUCAUGAGAAUGACACGGAAUUUCAGAAAGAAUUAAGGAAAAUAUGGUACUCUAUCAAAAAUAAUAAGGAUUCCAAAGGCAGACAAAUGACGUUGCUCUUCGAAGCGCUUCCUGAUAAGGGAGAAUAUCCUGAUUAUUAUGAAGAAAUUCACCAGCCAAUCGCGUUAGAUAACAUUGAAUCCAAGAUAAAUGCAAAUGAAUAUCCUGACUUGAAAACCUUUUACGCAGAUUUUAAUUUAAUGUUCGAAAAUGCAAAAACGUAUAAUGCUGAAGGCUCUCAAAUAUAUCAAGAUGCCGUACAAUUACAAAAAUUAGCCCAGAAACUCACCGGCGUAAAAUCGAAUGGCGGUGAAGAUCUUGAAGCCAUUGAAGAAACGAUAUACAAAGACGAAAAAUAUCAAAUUGGUGAUUUUGUGGAAUUAGUUAAUAAAUUGGAUAGCGCGAAACCUAAUAUUGGACAUAUUUAUCGAAUGUGGAGAGAUUCCAAAGGGAAGGAAGGGAUUCAUGUGUGUUGGUUUUAUCAUCCUGAACAGACCGUUCAUCAGGCAAAUCGACUAUUUUGGGAAAAUGAAGUUUUUAAAACCAACACUUUCCACGACUAUUCAAUCAAUGAUGUUAUUGCUAAAUGCUUUGUAUUACAACCAAAAGAUUAUCAAAGAGGACGUCCUAAAGACAGUGAAGGGAAAAAUGUGUAUCUUUGCGAGUCAAGAUAUCGUGAAGUAGGAAAGUAUUACUCGAAAAUUAAAUUCUGGGAUAAAUUAAUUCCCGAGGGAGCACGCGUUGGAAGACCAGAAUUGGAUUUAUAUCCUGAAAUGAAAAUAAUCAAAAAAGUACCAAGUCCGCUUGCUUUAGAAGCAGCCGACUCUGAUAAUGUAUCCCAAAGAUCAUCGAAUUCAUCGACACAAUCUCAAUUACCCCCAGUUCCACCACAACCAGGAACACUCCCAUUUCAAACAGCGAGCCAAUUCGAUCAUGAUAAAGAUGGAAAGAUCAUUUGGUUCUCUGCUCCACCAUUGGAUGUUGUACCCCUACCCAAACCACAUCAUUCCGAUCAAUAUUUGAAAUAUAAAGUUGAGCAAGCAGAAAGACAAAGAAAACGUAAAGCGAUGCAUGAUGCUUUUUUCGCAUCAUCAAAGCGUCAAUGUUUAGUUGGAUCGGACAUGAUUGGAAUCGACAAUAAUAUCUUGAUCAGCCUGCUUCAAUCCUUGGGGGAAGCCUACAUCCAAGACGCUAGUUCAUUUUAA
Ambispora leptoticha is the source of this 2010-nucleotide messenger RNA. The record is from the annotation of a GenBank genome assembly. Lineage: Eukaryota; Fungi; Glomeromycota; Glomeromycetes; Archaeosporales; Ambisporaceae.